This is a messenger RNA of Jatropha curcas, 1324 nucleotides long. RefSeq names its product proteophosphoglycan-like protein. NCBI's taxonomy places the organism in Eukaryota, Viridiplantae, Streptophyta, Magnoliopsida, Malpighiales, Euphorbiaceae. The record is from RefSeq and is a predicted model, not a curated record.
GCACAGCCCACAGGUUACCAAAACAGAUCUUUCUCUUUCACCUCCUCCGAUUGAAGAUUCAUUUUUUCUCUCUCUGUUAAAAAGUGGCGGGUCGUGGCGGUGUUGGUGGUGGAUGGCAAGAACCAACAAAUAUACCUCCAUUAACUAUAAUCAUGUCUAUGAAAAAAACUUGACAAACAACGCCACAAACAACCCAACGAAACAAUCUUCCUCUUCUUCUCCUGGUUCGUAUUCUGCAAUUUCAUCUCCAAAUGCUUAUAAAAACCACCUUUCGUCUUCUUCUCGGACUCAUGGUCGUAUGCUGGUUUUGACCCGACCCGUUACAAAACCCGUUUCCUUCGUUCCUAACUCUUCACUUUCACCUUCGCCCCAAAGCCCAUCGACUCAACAAUCUCAAGUGCAAACUUCAGAUCAGAACCGGUCCGAGCCGGAAUCCGAUCAGAUUUCUCUCCGUCCUUUGGGUCGAACGGGGGCAGCUACGUGUGUUUCCUCUCCGGUUCUGUUACCGGAGAGGGAGAAGGAAGUGGGAUCGCCGAAGCCAAGCAAAUUCGUGCCGCCGCAUCUUAGACCGGGUUUUGUUGGGAAGGAGGAGAGACCAGGACCAGAGGUUCUUAGAGGGAAGGAAGCUAGCCAGAGGCUGCAUCCACCAUCGCAGCAACAACAACAGGGCUAUUUCGUGUCUUCCGAUGGUUGUGAAGAGGGUGGGCGGCCAAAGUCAGGUGGUUAUGAGAGGAUGAUAAGAGGUGGCGAGUCAGAUCUGGGUUUGAUGCCUCGUCCUAGAUCCAGUGGCAACCGCCCCAGCUCAAGUGGAUGAGCUUUUCUCGAAAUAGGAGUCUUUUCCAGGGACAGGGAUGGAAUGUUCUUGAGAGCUAAACGAAGGUUCUUCAUCAAGCUGGAGAUGCUUUCCUCUGUCCUCGUUUCUCUGGAAUUGGAGUAAUGUGUUUUUUGGCAGAUAAGUAGCAUUUUUAACUCAUGGAAGAUAGGUGGCACCUUUUGGGUUUCUUGAGCCUGUUGAUAGAAUUUAUAUUGAAUUGAUGUAAAGGAAAAAGAUAUGGAACUAAAGCUGCAUCAUUGUUCAGUAAUUCAAUCUUCUUCGCUGUUUAAAGAAGACUUCAAGGCACUGCCAAUAGAAUGUAGAAUUUACUUGUGUGAUUUGUUUUUGUUUAAUUGGUUUUACGAGUAUUGGACGCGAGCAUAUUUGUCUAGAUGCUGUGUCUUGAACGUAUACUUUUUCCACUUUCUAUUGUACUUCAAACAAAUUUUUUUCUUUCGUAAGAUGGUCUCAUUUUGUUCAUCAUCAACUUUGUAAUUGCAAAUUUCCUUA